This is a messenger RNA of Drosophila serrata, 2971 nucleotides long. It is a transcript of the gene Ekar, whose product is annotated as Eye-enriched kainate receptor. NCBI's taxonomy places the organism in Eukaryota, Metazoa, Arthropoda, Insecta, Diptera, Drosophilidae. Gene Ontology annotation, molecular function: ligand-gated monoatomic ion channel activity; signaling receptor activity. Gene Ontology annotation, cellular component: membrane. Gene Ontology annotation, biological process: monoatomic ion transport. The record is from RefSeq and is a predicted model, not a curated record.
GCCGUUUUCCAUCUAUUUGCCUAUCGCUUUCUCGGUGUUUUACCCUCACCAUACCGUGCUUUACUUAGAAAAUGCGGUUUCCCCUAGUCUCUUGUGUUUUGUCUCUUUUCACAUGCACUUAAUUGGCUUCUGUAAAACAAAAAAAAAGAAAAAAUAAUUGCAAACAUUCGCUGUACUGACAAUGUUUUCAAUAGUAAGAAGUUUGCUCCUACUUCGGUUAUUUACCUGUGCUUCGAGCAUUCCAGCCGUUAUCAGAGUUGGAGCUAUAUUUCCCAAGCAACCCAUCAAAUAUAAUUCCGAGUUGGCGUUUCGUUACGCGAUUCAUAGAUUAAAUAAUGACAAGAGUCUAUUACCAGAAACAAUCGUUGACUACGACGUGGAAUAUGUAAGCCAACAUAACUCUUUUGAGACUGCUCGGAAAGUGUGCCGUCUGUUAGGAGCUGGCGUCCAAGCUGUCUUUAGUCCAGCUGAUUCCGUGUUGGCAGCGCAUAUAAAUUCAAUAUGCGAUGCAUUAGAUAUCCCUAAUAUAGGACGUAGCGCCCAUGACUUCUCCAUUAACGUUUAUCCAUCGAAAGAAUAUGUGAAUCAGGCCUUCAUUGAUGUCAUACGCUACCUAAACUGGACGCGAUUUGGAAUAUUACAUGAAAGGGAAUAUGGAAUUAUAGAUUUACAUCAAAUCUCGCGCUCUGUUCAGGCUGAAGUCCACAUGCGCCAAGUUUCUCGAGGCUCAUACCUUUCUAUAUUGAACGAUUUUAAGAACAAAGAAAUACACAAUGUUAUAAUUGAUACAAGUUCCGAUGGCAUAUCAAUUUUGUUGAAGAAUAUAUUACAGCAACAAAUGAAUGAAUAUAAAUACCAUUAUUUUUUUACCAGCUUCGAUCUGGAAACCUAUGAUAUGGAGGACUUUAAAUAUAAUUUUGUGAAUAUAACAUCGUUUCGUUUGGUGGACAUAGGGGAUGUGGCAGUUAAGCAGAUUUUAAAGGAUAUUGAAAACUAUGGUCAUCACAUAUUCCAAUCGCCAGAUUUUAGUCAGCAUUCAAGAAAAUCCUUUUCCCUCGAGUCUGAACCAGCAUUAAUGUUCGAUUCAGUUUUCGUAUUUGCUAUGGGCUUGCAGACACUAGAACAAUCGCAUAUUUUGGAUUUAUAUAAUGUGACCUGCGAUGCGGAAAUACCAUGGAACGGUGGCUUGAGCCUAAUUAAUUACUUGAAUGCGGUUGAAUGGAAAGGUCUGACAGGACCCAUUCAAUUUAAAGAGGGGCAGAGAAUUCAGUUCAAGCUAGACUUAAUCAAAUUAAAGCAACACUCUAUUGUUAAAGUUGGCGAAUGGACGCCGCAUGGACACCUCAAUAUUACCGAUCCAUCAAUGUUCUUUGAUUCCGGCUCUAUGAAUGUAACACUCGUAGUCAUAACUAUACUGGAAACGCCGUAUGUUAUGAUGCAUUAUGGAAAAAAUUUUACAGGCAACGAAAGAUUUUAUGGGUUCUGCGUAGAUAUUUUGGAAACAAUUUCACAUGAAGUUGGCUUUGGAUAUAUUUUAGAUUUGGUUCCCGACCGAAAAUACGGAGCCAAGGAUCCAGAAUCUGGUGAAUGGAAUGGAAUGGUGGCUCAAUUGAUGAAAUACAAAGCUGAUUUGGCAGUGGGCUCAAUGACAAUUACCUAUGCGAGAGAGAGUGUUAUUGAUUUCACGAAACCCUUUAUGAAUCUGGGAAUAAGCAUAUUAUUUAAGGUUCCCACUUCUGAGCCAACCCGAUUAUUUUCAUUCAUGAAUCCUUUGGCUAUAGAAAUCUGGAUAUAUGUGCUAAUGGCAUAUAUUCUCGUGUCCAUCUGUAUAUAUUUGGUGGGAAAGAUAUCACCCAUCGAGUGGAAAUAUAUAAAUCCGUGCGAUUUCAAUAAUAUUACGAUCGGUAAUCAGUUUACAUUAUCAGAUAGUUUCUGGUUUACAAUUGGAACUUUAAUGCAACAGUCACCCGAUAUAUACCCGAGAGCUAUUUCAACACGUAUAAUUAGUAGUAUUUGGGGAUUCUUCUCGUUGAUUAUUGUGGCCUCAUAUACCGCCAAUUUGGCAGCAUUUUUAACCACUGAACGCAUGAUUAAUCCCAUUGAAAAUGCCGAGGAUCUUGCAAGCCAAACAGAGAUAUCUUACGGAACUUUGGAUAGUGGCUCCACGAUGACGUUUUUUCGCGAUUCAAUGAUUGAGACAUAUAAAAAAAUGUGGCGGAGUAUGGACAACAAAAACCCAUCUGCAUUUACUACUACAUAUGAGGAUGGAAUUAGAAGGGUUAACCAAGGCAAUUACGCCUAUUUAAUGGAAUCCACGAUGCUUGAUUAUAUCGUUCAGCGAGAUUGUAAUUUGACACAAAUCGGAGGUUUGCUGGAUACGAAAGGAUAUGGAAUUGCUACACCAAAGGGAUCGCCAUGGCGAGAUAAGAUAUCGUUGGCCAUUCUAGAGCUACAGGAAAAGGGAGACAUUCAAAUGCUGUACGAUAAAUGGUGGAAGAACACUGAUGAGACGUGUACCAGAAAGAGUCCAAGCAAACAAUCGAAAGCCAAUGCCCUGGGACUCGAGAGCAUAGGUGGCGUAUUUGUCGUACUAAUUGCCGGAAUUUUGGUUGCCGUCGUCGUUGCCCUUUUUGAGUUUUGGCUUAAUUUUCGACAUAACCACGAACCGAAGGCUGUACCUUGUUCUGAUUUGUUGCCGGGUGGUAAAACUGUUCCGGAAACUAAUGAAAGGACAUAUAUACAACCGAAACGCUGCUUCUGGAUAGAGAUUUUCGAAGAGUUACGUUAUGCAUCGUGGUGUCUGAACAAGCCAAAGAGGCCAGAGCUAAAUAGAGUGUGCAGUAAAUGUAAGAAUACAUCAAAGCCAAUUAUAUAGCGAUAUAUUUAUUAUGUAAAUGUAUGUUAAAUGUGUAUCUAUCUUUAUCGUCUGGAAAUGAAUUUUUUUUUUAACUUGUCUAUCAAUAAAUGUGUG